Molecule: messenger RNA, 1023 nt
Organism: Hyla sarda
Lineage: Eukaryota; Metazoa; Chordata; Amphibia; Anura; Hylidae
Gene: SPR
Product: sepiapterin reductase
Exons: 3
Coding region: 44-820 (258 amino acids)
Biological process (GO): tetrahydrobiopterin biosynthetic process
Molecular function (GO): sepiapterin reductase (NADP+) activity
Source: RefSeq, a predicted model, not a curated record
CGGUCUGAUUUGCAUACACCGGCGGAGGGCGGGCUUUGCAGUGAUGUCUCUCGGUCGGGCGGUGUGUGUGGUGUCCGGGGCCUCCCGGGGGUUCGGGCUGGCGGUAUGCAGGGAGCUGUCCGGUCGGGUGUCCCCGGGCUCGGCGCUGCUCCUGGUGUCCCGCUCGGAGGAGGCUCUGCGGCGGGAGGCGGAGGGGCUGGCGGAGCGCUGUCCGGGGCUCGGGGUCCGCUGGGUGACCGCAGAUCUGAGCACCGAGGAGGGGCUGAGGAGGACGGUAACCGCGGCCGAGGAGAUGGGGGAGGACCGGGGAACGGAGACUCUGAUCAUCAUCAACAACGCCGGGUCCCUGGGAGACAUCAGUAAGUCCUUCUCUGACAUGACCGAUAUGGGGGAGGUGAACCAGUACUUGUCCCUCAACGUGUCCUCUGCCCUGUGCCUCACCUCCUCCCUGCUGAGGACCUUCCCCCGGCGCCCAGGACUGCGGCGUGUAGUGGUCAAUGUGUCCUCCCUGGCGGCCAUUAAGCCGUUCAAGUCCUGGACUCUGUACUGUGCAGGGAAAGCUGCGAGGGACAUGAUGUUCAGGGUCCUGGCCGAGGAGGAUGCAGACGUGCGGGUGCUCAGCUAUGGACCAGGACCCAUGGACACCGAGAUGCAGGAGCAGGCCAGGACCCGCAUGGCGGACACCGAGCUACGGCUGCAGUUUAUUAACAUGAAGAACCAGGGCAAGUUAGUGGACGUAGAGGUGUCCGCACGGAAGAUGCUGGACGUUAUCCACAGCGACACCUUCAAGUCCGGGGACCACGUGGAUUUUUAUGACUGAUCACUAUCAUAUCCUGAUCCCGAUACAGUUCCCGGCCCUUGUCAAUCAUUUUCCCCCGGCCCUUGUCAAUCAUUUUCCCCCGGCCCUUGUCAAUCAUUUUCCCCCGGCCCUUGUCAAUCAUUUUCCCCCGGCCCUUGUCAAUCAUUUUCCCCCGGCCCUUGUCAAUCAUUUUCCCCCGGCCCUUGUCAAUCAUUUUCCCCCGG